This is a messenger RNA of Desarmillaria tabescens, 782 nucleotides long. RefSeq lists its product as uncharacterized. The record is from RefSeq and is a predicted model, not a curated record. Lineage: Eukaryota; Fungi; Basidiomycota; Agaricomycetes; Agaricales; Physalacriaceae. The transcript is spliced from 3 exons. The coding region runs from base 248 to 505 and encodes 85 amino acids.
CGUCCAUCAACGUCAGCCUCGGCAUGCUCGAGGUUUCUGUUGCAGCUUUGUGCUUCUGUGAAAGUACUGGUACUGAAUUCGAUCCCGCAGUGCUGCUGCAUACUUAGCAAUGUUAUUUAUAUCUUCAAGUCCUUGAGGCGAUACAGAAAGCGCAGGAACACGAGGCUCCGUUCAUAUAUAAGCCAUCGAGUAACGAGACCACGAAGCUAACACCCCCCAUCUCUUCGAUAUUCAGGCAACUUAUAAGAUGCGCCUUUCUCCCGUCUUAGCAUUCCUCGUCACAUCUCUGGCCCUUGCGCCUCAAGCCCAUGCAGGCCCUAUCGCCUAUGGUAUAUGCCAAACUGGCUGUAAUGUCCUAGCUGUUGCGUGCUAUGCAGCUGCUGGAUUCACGUUUGGGACGGUCGCAGCACCUGCUGCACCUGCUGCGAUCGUUGCCUGCAACUCUGGACUCGGAACGUGCUCUGCUGCAUGCGCUUCUGUGGCUCUGCUUGCGCCAACCCCGUGAUAGACUGCCUGUAGUAGAAUGUGUACAUUUGGAUCCCGUGUAAUAAGUAUAUGAUAUAUGCACCAUCUCAAGAUGAAAGUGUGUGCGUCGAAGUAUCCGCCUUAUACCGGAAGAGAAGACAAUUUUGUAGCUGUAUGAAACGUAUAGGGCUCCGAGUCAGCAUCCACGAGCUGGGAAGGACGCUUCUAUCCCUUGAUUCCCUUUCGCAGGCUGCCGAGGAAUGACCUGGCAAGUAGAAAGACGACGUGAAGAUCAGCCUGGGAAGGCGGAUCCAUUG